AUGCAUCUCCUAGAUUUGUCGGAUGAUUUGGUUAUCCAAAUUCUACAUAAUAUUGAUACCCGUGAGUUAUUAGUCAUUGCUAGCUUUGCUAAAUACCUGAAUAAAUUACAACAUGCAUUGAGUGAAGUUGAUGUAAGGUCAAUAAUAUUAAAAGUUGAUUCACUUGAAGGGCCUCCUAAUUAUCUAGAAACUUCAGAUUCAUUUAAUAGAUUGACCUUGUUCCAUGCUUCGACUAUCAACGAUAUCAUUCCAUACCAAAAUUCACUGGCUAUUUACUUCGACACUUUGAAAUGGUUCAAACAUAAGAAACAAAGUCUGAUUAUAUUGUUUUUUGAUUUGAGAACAGAAGAAGAUUUGAAUUGUAUGAUUGACUUACUAGUUAAAUGUGAAGUACUACUAUCUUACAAUAUUAUAUUUCGGCUAGCAUUAUUCGGGAAUAUUAGCUUUAUUGAGACAUCAAUAUUUACACUUCCUAGUCAACAUUUAGAAAAAUUCAAUUGGUCGAGUGUUUCCAUUGGUACUGCUUCAAAGGUGAGUUCAGAGAAAAUUUCCACCAUCUCAUUGUAUUGGCUUAAGAAUAGCCCAGAUUUAUCUUACAUUUAUAUCGGUGAACUAAUUAAGAUUGAAGAUAAUUUGAAUGAUUUAUAUUUCAGCAAGCUAAUCACAGUGAAAUUUAACAGUUGCCAUAAGGAGACUUGUGAAAAUUGGAGACAUUUUCUCCUUAAGCAUAAAGACGUGGUUGAAAGCUUACAGUUGAUGUAUUAUUUACAUAUUUAUGAUUAUGCUGCAAUGAAGAAUCUAAAAGUAUUAGAACUAGUACGAUUCAAUUAUCAUUCCUUUCCGAUACUUUCACAAUUAAUGAAUAGCAAGAUAACUCUAAUUAUCAAAGGAAGACCUUUAAAAUGUGUUCUAUUCACUUGUCUAAGUGAGGCUGGCAAUAAAACAUUUCCAAAUACUUAUUUGGCAGAGUUUCAACCAAAUAUUAAUGUGAUGCAAUUUCUCGAAAGACGAUUUCAAAUCAAUUUCAUUCCUCUUAAUCCAUGGGAAGAUUUCCUAUAUGCAUCUUAUUUAAAUGAUUAA
Molecule: messenger RNA, 1080 nt
Organism: Scheffersomyces coipomensis
Lineage: Eukaryota; Fungi; Ascomycota; Pichiomycetes; Serinales; Debaryomycetaceae
Exons: 1
Coding region: 1-1080 (359 amino acids)
Source: RefSeq, a predicted model, not a curated record